Messenger RNA from Monosiga brevicollis MX1, 2793 nucleotides. RefSeq lists its product as uncharacterized. The transcript is spliced from 4 exons. The coding region runs from base 1 to 2793 and encodes 930 amino acids. Gene Ontology annotation, molecular function: dynein light intermediate chain binding; microtubule binding. Lineage: Eukaryota; Choanoflagellata; Craspedida; Salpingoecidae. Gene Ontology annotation, biological process: cytoplasmic microtubule organization; cytoskeleton-dependent intracellular transport. The record is from RefSeq and is a predicted model, not a curated record. Gene Ontology annotation, cellular component: centrosome; cytoplasm.
AUGGAGCGCCAACACAAGUUGCAGACCGCCGUGUGCCUGAACCGGAUAGAGUCACGCGCUGACGUCGUGGUCACUGAUGAUCACACCGUUCAAAUUGGCACAGAGCAUUAUUCUGUUGGCUUUGCCUUUGGUAGCGAGGCUUCGCAGCGGGUUGUGGCCAGCUCGCUCGUGCCGCCUGCCGUCAUCACGGCAUUUGAUGGCUAUGAUGUCUCCGUACUUGUGUGCGGUGCUCAGGCUGAUAAUCUACUGAUCGGUCAUGAGGCUCCGGGGUUGAUCUACUAUCUACUCGAUCAAGUCUACGAGCGCCUAGCGCAUGCAGGAGCAUCCUCGCCCGUCUGGCAGGGUGUCUGCCAUGAUCUUUUGGGCCGCCACACCUGUGCGCGUGGCGAGGACGCCGAGGCACACGUCGCCCCUGAUAGCGCGGCUGCCGCUACCAUGGUUGCACAGAUCCUUGAUGAGGGGCGUCAACAUGGGUUUCCCCAUGCCCUCUCUGGUGCCUUUGUUGUCCAACUCGCGCUGGCUGACCACCUCUUGGGACGCGGUGCCAUCAUUCGAUUUUGCCUGGUUCCAUGGCGACCUCUUGUUCGCAUGCUGGCGGCCACUGCGGCCGAUACCCCGGAUGGCAGAGGGGCUCCACAUGAUGCCUUGGAGGCACUUAUGACCAAGCUCAUGGACCAGACCGCUGCGACCUUGGUUGCUACUGUGCAACCUGAUCAGGAGCAACAUGGAACCAACCUUGACUUGAUUCGUACCCUGAGCGCAGCUGCGACGAGCCGCUCCUGUGCCGUGGCACGCCGCCAAGUCCGCGGCCUUGCCGACUUGGUACCAAAUCUUCGCCAAACCUCGACCAGCCAUAAUCUGGAAAAGGAAGCAGCAGCUGACGCUCGGGCCGAGCCCGAGCUUUCCGCUAUUCCCCGGGAGGAGGGCGUGGCCACAGAAGGAUCUGAAACGCCCACCCUGUCUGGGAGCUCGCAAGCAACACGCGACUUUGCGCGCCUUUUCGAUGUUACUCCUCGCGAGCAAGCGCUGGCGCAACAGCAGCGUGCUGCGUCUGUACGCCCUGCUGACCGAGACUUCUGGCCCGUCUCGACAGCGCGGCAGUCCGUCUUUCCGACACCUUUGGGAGCUCAGCACCAGGCACCGCCAUCAAAAGUGUCCUCCGAUAUGGCUGACCUCCCUACACCCUCAUCGACGUCGUUGCGCAGCGCCGCGGCAACGGUUCAUGCGACACGCCAGCGUGUGCAGGAAGUCCUAGCUUCCCGCCAUCUGCGCACUCAACCCUCCGUACCUGCGCGGUAUCGCGUGGGGGAGCGAAGUGACAGCGGGGUGGAGAUUACGCGCACCACCACGCGCAUUGGUGUUCCGCCCAAGGCAUCUGCCAACGAUGCACUCAAGACUGAUUUGUCCGCACCCCAUGCCCCCGCCAGGCCGGCAAUGUACUCUCGCUCCGCCACUGGUGGCACGGACAGCCACGGCCUUCGGGAAGACCUGCGCUCACUGCGCCAACGCCUCGAGCGCCGCCAGCGGGAAGAAGACUUGAAUACCCGGGAUGCCGACAGUGAGGCACAAAUCAAGUCUGAUUUGCGGCACCUCCGCCGCUCUGCAGAAACGGCUCACGAUCGAUGCGAUGUGGGAACCCAUCCUGAAGCCGUACACCCCGGAACAUCCGUGGGAGCCCAGGCUACCGACUACAGCGACCUGCUUGGCCUCAACCAGGAGCUAGUUCGAACCAAUCAGCGCCUGCAAGCCGCGCAUCACACGUUGGAUGACCGCGUCAUGGCCUUGCAAUCGGAGCUACGGGCAAGCAAGGAUGCCGCACAGCGAGCUCAAGCAGAACGCAAUCAUCAAGCGAACACCAUUGAGCGCCUGCAAGCCGAGAACGGCGACUUGCGCGCAGCACUACAACACGAGGGCAGCGCUCGCGUUAAAGAAUUGGUUGGCCAACUUUCUGAUCUGAAUAGUCGUCUCGAGCAAGCGACGGCCCAGGCCGAGGACCGCGGCAUCGAGCUAGAACGCACUCGCAGUGCCCUCCAUGAGUUGCAAAAGGACAACUCCACCUUUAUGCAGAAGAAUGACCGGCUCCAAAAGGAUGUCAGCCGGCUCGAGGCCGAAGUGGAGGACCUCAAGCUCACGUUGCAACAGGUUGAGGGUGCCCACCACACCAAGGCACAAAACGUGCGCGGUCUGCGCACCGAGCGGCUUUCGCUGGGCCAGCAAGCCGAGCAACUGCAGCGUCAGGUUGAUACGCUGACCAACGAGCUGGGUCUAGCAGCAGCUAGCCACGAUCAACUCCGUACUCACGCCGAGGAGUCUCGGGAGGAGGCCAAGGCCUUACGUCGGCACAACAAGCAGCUGGAGAAGGGCAUCAAGGAGGUUGAGGAUAACGUCGAGCGGCUGGAGGCAGAACUCGCAGCGGCCCUCAGCGCCAAGACUGACGUGGAGGGGCAACUGAGCACCGCUCAGCAGCAGUUGGAGGAGUACCAGGCCAACGUGACCACAUUGCAAAAGCAGAAUCAAGCCCAGCGCAACAAAGUGGCGGCGGCCACACGACACGAGCAGGCUUUCCUCAAGGUCUUGGCCAAGUUGCAGGCCGUUGUGCACCAUGCUGCAUCGCAUGCCAGCCGUUGUGCCGCACGCAACGCGUUUGCUGUCAAGGCCAAGCGAUUGCAGGAUGAUAUUCAGAUUGUUUUUGAGGAGUGUGUGGAUCACCUGGCCGAGGGUGGCCUCAACUUCAAGACGCGCCGUGAUGUCGUGGCUGGCAUGAAAGACAUGUUGGCCCGCCGGGAGGGCUAA